Molecule: messenger RNA, 1795 nt
Organism: Linum trigynum
Lineage: Eukaryota; Viridiplantae; Streptophyta; Magnoliopsida; Malpighiales; Linaceae
Source: the annotation of a GenBank genome assembly
CAAUAUCCAAUAAAUGGAUAUUACACAACAUAAUAACCAAUAACAAUAGUCAAAAGUAUUAUUUAUUCUCCACAUUAAGAAGUAUAUGGUCAGACCGUAGUGUGGUUUGGAAAUAUGAUUAAUAUUCGAUACUAUAAGAAACAACAUUUUUCAUGUGAAAAUAGGAAGCGGGUCAUUCGGGUGACCAGCAAUCCACCCACCACCCACCUACAUAAAUGCGGGUGAGAGAUUUAUCAAUUCGCAAUCCACCCACAUCAAUCAUCCACAGCUUACAAAUCGGAUUAUUUGCGGGUGGAUCGAUAUCAAUCCGCGAAUUACCCACCCACAUGCCCACCCCUAACAUGACCUAUAAGAGUUCCAUUUAUCAAUGAUUAUGAGGUCAUUCGUAAUGAUUGAGAGAUGAUAUCAGGAAAUUUUCUCCAUGGGGUUAGCACACAUUAUGCAAUAAGCAUUUUAUUGAUAGUGGAUGUGGAUUUUGUUCCUACAACUAUUGUGUGAGUUAUAUACUUAAAUGGGCUUAAUAGAAAGUUUUAUUCCCAAAUUGUCGCAUAUUAACAAGUUUGGUGAUUAAUUUGGAAUUUUAUCACCCCGGGAUUAGGGGAUUCGCUCGUGAAUCCCGGCAGCAGAGAGAUCUUCGCCGCUUUCACCCUAAAAAGAAAAGAGAUCUCCGCCGUCUUACCACUCUCCCAUAUUCCUCAAUCCAUCGCCGUCGGGGGGUUCUCAAUCGCUGCCUCUAGUAUCUGGCCUGUCGACUAGCGUCGCUUUACUCAAGAAGCCGUCUAUGGCGGCUCGAUUUCAGAUUGAGGGAGACGACUCGGUUCUCCUCCGAGUCACUCACUCCAAUCUCAAAACUUUCUCUGCCGAGGUCCGCUGCUCACUUCAGUCAACAGUAGAAGCAGUGAAGGACAAGCUAUGGAGGAAAUGUGGGACAUCAGUCAAUUCAAUGUCGUUGGAGCUCUAUGAUGAUGCUAACACCAAAAUCGCUGAUCUGAAUAAUCCCACUACUCUCCUCGGCUUUUACACUCCUGUCGACGGGUUCCGGCUACACAUUAUAGAUCUCGAUCCGUCGUCUGUCACUUCUGGUGGCUGGUUGGAAGACACCUCAUUGGUGGAGAAGUACACAAUCUCAGAUGAAUCAUAUGAUAAACUUGAUGGAACUUUCAGGAAGUUCAAAGAAAAGAUGGUCGCUCAAAAUCCGGCAGCCUUUGAGCCGAAGAUAACGGAAAACUAUAUGCAAGAACUAUGUGCAGAUAUGAAGGUAGGAGACAGAUGUGAGGUUCAACCAGGGGAGAAAAGAGGGGUUAUCAAGUAUGUUGGUCGAGCAGAACCUCUUGGACUGGGAUUUUGGGUUGGAGUUCAGUAUGACGAGCCGUUGGGGAAACACGACGGCAUGGUGAAAGGAACCCGGUAUUUCGAGUGCCCUCCUCUUCAUGGUGCAAUGCUGAGGCCAGACAAAGUAAAGGUUGGUGACUAUCCAGAAAGAGACCCCUUCGAAGACGAAGAAAUAUGAUGGAAAAAGAGUGAGUUAUGAAGCAGGGGAUAGGUGAUGGUGGAGUCUAAUCUUUGCUUUAAGGUCAUGCAUUCGUUUGUACCUUGUAGCGUACGCCAGCAUUGUAAAAGAGAUUGAACCGAAACCGAACCGAAUCGAAUUGGUUCUACUUUGGAUCGACAUUUUUGUUUAUUAAAUCUGGUCCGAUUGUAAAGCCGUCGACAUGGCCUGUUGGCUCCUAGCCUCCUACUCAUUUUCACAUUUCCAUCAGUUGACUUUGCUGGUUUUCUUGUCCUUACCGUUGAC